Solea solea (common sole) is the source of this 4608-nucleotide messenger RNA. RefSeq names its product chitin synthase chs-2-like. Gene Ontology annotation, cellular component: cell periphery; cell septum. Gene Ontology annotation, molecular function: chitin synthase activity. NCBI's taxonomy places the organism in Eukaryota, Metazoa, Chordata, Actinopteri, Pleuronectiformes, Soleidae. The record is from RefSeq and is a predicted model, not a curated record. The coding region runs from base 92 to 3985 and encodes 1297 amino acids. The transcript is spliced from 22 exons.
GUUGCGACAAUGGCAUCUUGAUGCAGACGAGACACACGUCAUUUGUUUCAUGCUGUGAAGUCAAGCCAAACACAACACAGAAGUCGCAAACAUGGAUGGAGAUAGGACGCUUCCCAAGAGACCAUGGGACACCUGCCGAGAUCUCCCCGUAUUCGAGGAUGAACAAACUCCCUGGAAAAUGAUCAAACUACUCAAAUUUGUCUCCCUGUGUGUUGUUGCUCUGCUUGUGUUUGGGUUGGCGCUGUGUAGCAAGACUUCCUUCCUCCUCCUCAUCACCUUUGCCAAUGAAGGCACAAAGACCCUCGGAGCAGAACAGAAACCCGUCGCUCUACUGUGUAUAGGCUGCGCUCUCAUCACCUCCAGUGUCCUUCUUUUACAGAAGAGCAUCUGGAAGGCAUGUUACAAAUCUGCAAGGGUUCCAGCCAGAGAAACAGCAGCUUUGUUUAUCUUCUUUGAGAUUCUUGUGUCUGGAGGUGCAGCUAUUCUCACCAUCGUUGCGAUGCCACACUUGGACAUUGUGACCAAUGUGACGAUAUUGAACGGUGUAGCCAUCUUCACUACGAUCAUGCAGAUCAUUUCUCAGUGCAUUGCCAAGGAAAGGAACCGCUUCCUUCUUCCCUCCAUCGCCGCCUUCCUCCUCCUUUUGCUCGGUUAUGUCCUGUUCGUCAUCUUGUACAUCACGAAGGAUCCCUCUGAUACCAAGAUGGCCAUCUGGGUGGGCCUGGCUGUGGGUGCGUCCGUCUUGGUGUCUCUCAACUGGUGGGAAACCUACUUCAAAUUAAUCAGUGAGAACAGCAGCUCUGUCCGCCUAAAGAGACUCUGUAAAGAUAUUAGAAGGUGCCAGAACAUGCUGCACAUCCUCUCCAGCCUACUCAGGAUUGUGGUGACAGCCUGUGUGCUCGGAGCCUACGUCCCUCUGGCUCGAAUGGACUGGGAAAUCGUGAGGUCCAUCCCACCCCGCGAGACAAGGAUUAUAGGCAUCACCAUCGGUGUCCAGCUCGUCUCCUCAGCCCUCUGCCAAUGGUUUGCUGUUGUGGCUUGUAAAAUGCACGCUCUGCGACGGUGCUUCAUCCUGCCUGUUUACCUAGCAUCUCUGGCUGUCAUGGCUCUGCUCGUCAUCCCUGUCAUCGUCUACUAUGAAGACUUCAAACAUAGUCUGAAUAGGACUUCAAGCACUGACUUCAGAAACUACUGCAGCGUGGUAGUGGAUGGAAGAGUCCCAAGCCUGAAUGGGACUAUGUUCCCAGAGCUGGUUUUGGACGUGACACACACUCUGUGCUUCCUGGACAUGUCCAAAAUGUGGGACAUCGGCAUGCUUACAGGUUCAGCAGUGUCCUGGUGGCUCGGCCUUGUUCUGGCCACGCUUCACCUCUGGUACCUCAGUCUGUAUCGCAUCCAGAGGACCCAAGACCUGUUCAUCAAGAGGUUGUAUGAGGGAGGAUUUUUAGAGCAGUCGCUGUUACUUAACACUCGAUUUGACAUCCAGACAACCGACAGACACAAGAGAUUCACACCACUGGAACCAGUAAAAGUCUUCCUCUGUGCAACAAUGUGGCACGAGACAUUAGAUGAGAUGAUGAAGAUAAUCAUUUCAAUAUUUCGCUUGGACCAGUAUCGGCCAAAGAGGGAAAAAGAAACCAGUGAUGUGGCCUUUGAAGGCCAUGUCUACUUUGACGACGCCUUCAGAGAUGUUCCAGGGAGCGAAGGCCGCCACGUCAAUGAAUAUGCAGAGAUGCUUGUGGAAAUUAUUAAAGAAGUUUACAGUUAUUUUGUGAACAUGGAUAAAGGCCUAUUCGAGAAGCAGCAGCAGGUCCCUGGACAGACACUCAUGAGGACACCGUACGGAGGGCGUGUGGUGGUCACCAUGCCUCAUGGGAACACUCUGGUGAUUCACUUCAAGGACAAGACGCUCAUCCGCCACAAAAAGAGAUGGUCACAGGUCAUGUACUUGUACUAUCUCUUGGGCUGGAAAGUUGCAGCUAAAUAUUACAAGAGGUUGGAUAAAGGAGAGGACGAGGCUGAGCUAAAAAAAGAGCUACAGAAAGAGAAGCAAAACACCUACCUCCUGGCUUUAGAUGGAGAUACAGACUUCCACCCGGCUGCUGUGAUGCUGCUCAUAGAUCGGUUGAAACUGUACCCGCGUGUCGGGGCAGCGUGUGGUCGGAUCCACCCGACUGGAUCGGGUCCAAUGGUUUGGUACCAGAAGUUUGAAUAUGCUGUGGGUCACUGGCUUCACAAAGCAUCAGAGCACGUGUUUGGCUGUGUGCUGUGCAGCCCCGGUUGCUUCAGUCUCUUCAGAGCCAAGGCUCUCAUGGACGAUAACGUGAUGAAAAAAUACACCAUCAAGGCCUCCCAAGCACAACAUUACAUUCAGUACGACCAAGGUGAGGAUCGUUGGCUGUGCACUCUGCUGUUAAAGCAGGGAUGGAGGGUGGAGUACAACGCCGCCUCUGAUGCCUAUACCAAUGCCCCAGAGGAGUUUAAGGAGUUUUACAACCAGCGUCGGCGAUGGGGACCGUCCACCAUGGCAAACGUCAUAGACUUGCUUGGCUCCGCCUCCCUGAUUGUGAAAAGGAACCCGUCCAUGUCCAGACCCUACAUGCUCUACCAGCUUUUCAACUUGGCCUCAUCCAUCCUUUCACCAUCCACUGUUGUCCUCAUGAUUGCAGGUAGUUUCACUGUACUUUUGAAUAUUACACCCAAUGCUGCUCUGGUCCUGGCUGUGAUACCACCCGCCAUUUUCCUCGGCAUCAGCUUCAAGAUCAAGUCUGACACUCAGAUUAAAAUUGCUGCAGUCUUGAGCACCUUUUAUGGCUUCCUCAUGAUGAUAUCAGCACUCGUCCUAAUAGCCACCAUGAUGGCUGAAAAAACCAUCAUGACUCCGAGCAGCCUCUUCAUCAUCGCCCUCGCCAGCUUUUACCUGGUCACGGCCAUCAUGCAUCCUCAGGAGAUUGGUCUGGUGGUCUAUGGCUUGCUUUACAUCCUCUGCAUCCCCAGUGCCUACCUGCUGCUGGCCAUUUACAGCAUGGUCAACAUGAACAACGUGUCCUGGGGAACCAGGGAGACGGUGCCCCCUCCUGGAGCCGGUGCACCUGUGACUGCACCCCCACUAACCACAGCACAGAAAAUCAAAAACAAACUCACAGAGAUCUUCACGCAGUCAAAUUGCUGUAGAAAAGUCUGGCAAGGAUGCAGAGGCGAGGAGGUCGUCGUCAGCACGCAGAACAGCAUGAUUUUUCAGGAAGAGCAGUACGGACCUCAGCCCCAGAACACAAUUGUUGUGGAUGAGAGGAUUCCUGAAAUUCCCCAGGUAGAGCAGAGCAGAGUCGAGGAGCCUCCUGCAGUCGUCUGCCCGAACCAGUGUUGGGUCUCACAGCUACAGAGUUUGUCUGAGGACAUGCAACUGCGAGAGGGUCAACUCCACCAGGACGAGGAGCAUUUUUUUAGAGAACUGACGUCAAAAUACCUGGAGCCUCUGCCCGACGACAAAGAGAAACAGAAGCUAAUGGCUGAGAAACUCAAGGCACUGAGAAACAAGAUGACAUUCGCAUACUUCAUGUGCAACGCUGUCUGGCUCGUGAUGACCUUUACCCUCCAGCUGGCAGAAGCAAACAUCGCCAUCCAGGUGCCGAAGCUCGACACCAACAUGGAGUUCACAGGACAAUACAUGUACAUCGACCCACUCGGCUUCAUGUUCAUUUUCUCCUUCGCCUUUGUGGUACUCAUCCAGUUCCUGUCUAUGCUGUGGCACAGAGUCUCCACCCUAAUCCAUUAUGUGGCCUAUCUGGACACAGAGUCAAAGAUUAAAAAAGAACAACAGCCAACCAAAGAGGUCAAAGACGACGACAACCAUGACAACAACGACGACGACAACAACAACGACAGCAGCGACGACGACAGCGACGAAGACAGCGUCAAAGACAGCAACCACUUCUUGUUUCCGAAUCUGCUCAACAGAAGCCACGACCAUGGGUCUCUGGUGUAAACCCGAAGAACUUCUUAAUCCAACACUUUUAGAGGAACCAACUCUGACUUUAUCUUAUUUCAAUUAUUAAAAUCGACUUCAAAUUUGGCACUGAGAUCAUCUCACAACCCUUAUGUCUGUGUUUCCACGGAAGCUGACAAGCAAACAAAGCAUGAAACUAUGUGUGUGUGUGUGUCUACCUGGUAUUCCUCAUGUUGUGGGGACCUAAAUCUGUUUACACAGUCACGUAAUGGGGACUUGUCUUGUCUCUUGUCUCUCUUUUCUCUUUAUGGGGACAUGUGGACAAAAAUUCCAAUAAUGCAAAUUUCUACACCUUAGGGUGAAGACAUGUCAGGGUCAGGUAGCAAUUAUAGUUAAGGUUAGAGUAAGUCUCCAUGAAAUAAUGUAAGUCAAUGUAAUGUCCUCUGAAGUCAUGGAAACCAGGGUGUGUGUGUGUGUUUGUGUGUCUUUUAAAAAAAAUAUUUACGUGAACAUUGACUACAGUUUCAAUGUCUUUUUAGUCUAUAUAUAUAUAUAUAUAUGUAUAUAUACAAAAAUCUGACUGCAAUUAUUUUUUUACAAUAAUCACAGAUUUUGUGUAAUCUCUUUCUUUUCAUCGUUGUACUGUAAUUGUGCGUUUGUGU